GCGGGGAAGAACCAACCUAGCUAUCUCGAUCACCAAAACCCCUCCAGUUAACUAUGGCAAUGCAUGAUUUAGGCUCUUUGCUCUUGUGUGUCUUGCUACUCAAUGGCUUUGCAUUGACAAACACCAAAGCUGCUAAGCCAGAUAAACCCAUUGUCUGUAACUCACUUGACAGGACCAAGUUUGAUGCUCUAAAACCAGGGUUCGUCUUUGGUGGAUCUACAGCAGCUUACCAGGUAGAAGGUGCAUGGAACGUAGAUGGUAGAGGACCAAGCAUAUGGGACACCUUCACCCACGACCAUCCAGGUUAUAAAAAAAUCGAUGAUCGCAGCAAUGGAGAUGUCGCCAUUGAUCAAUACCACCUCUAUAAGAAAGAUGUAGCAAUUAUGAAGGAUAUGAAGUUGGAUGCUUAUAGGUUCUCUAUCUCAUGGCCCAGAUUGUUACCAAAUGGCACGCUAAGUGGGGGUGUCAACAGGAAGGGAAUUGAAUACUACGACAAUCUCAUCAAUGAACUCCUUCGCAAUGGCAUACAGCCAUUUGUGACAAUCUUUCACUGGGAUGUUCCCCAAGCGUUAGAAGAUGCAUAUGGUGGUUUGUUAAGCCCUCGUAUUGUCGAUGACUUUAAAGACUACGCAGAACUUUGUUUUUCACUUUUUGGUGAUCGAGUGAAGCACUGGAUCACAUUGAAUGAACCAUAUACCAUCAGUAACCAUGGUUAUACAAUCGGGAUGUACGCACCGGGACGAUGCUCUGCUUGGUAUGACCCAACCUGCCUUGGUGGAGAUUCGGCUACUGAACCCUAUUUGGUAACACACUACCAACUCCUUGCUCAUGCAGCUGCUGUAAAAGUGUACAAAGAUAAAUUUCAGGCAUAUCAAAAUGGGGUGAUAGGAAUAACACUAUUGUCACAUUGGUUUGAGCCUGCCUCAGAUGCAAAGGAAGAUAUAGAUGCUGCAAAUCGAGCUAUGGAUUUUAUGUUUGGAUGGUUUAUGGAUCCAAUUACAAGAGGUGACUACCCGUACAGCAUGCGAGGCCUUGUUAAAGAACGAUUGCCAAAAUUCACGGAAGAAGAAUCCAAGAUGUUAACUGGGUCUUUUGAUUUUGUUGGAUUGAACUAUUAUACUGCUCUAUAUGCAACUGAUGUACCUAAGAAUUAUUCUAAACCUGCAAGUUACUUAUACGAUCCACAUGUUAUUACACUGACUGAACGUGAUGGCAUUCCUAUUGGUCCUCAGGCUGCUUCAGACUGGUUAUAUGUUUAUCCGAAAGGAAUUCACGAUUUUAUACUCUACACGAAGAAUAAGUAUGGUGAUCCGAUCAUUUACAUUACUGAGAAUGGCGUUGAUGAGUUCAAUGAUUCCAACUUAUCACUAGAUGAUGCCCUCCAUGAUCCCAAUAGGAUUGACUACUACAAUCGCCACCUUUGUUACGUUCAUGCAGCAAUCAAGAAGGGUAGUAAUGUGAAAGGAUACUUUGCAUGGGCAAUUUUAGACAACUUUCAAUGGAGUGAAGGCUACACAGUUCGAUUUGGUAUUAACUAUGUGGAUUUUGACGGACUCCAAAGGUACCCAAAAAAUUCGACCCAUUGGUUCACAAAUUUCCUCAAGAAGCGCAAAGGAAGUUCAAAUAUUUUGGCCAAUAAUGUUGGAGACACUGAUUUUCUCUAUCAAUUGUAACUUCAAAUGAUGAAUGUUGUGGGGCUUGUUUUUAGUUUUUUCAACUUCACUCCUUCUGAUUUGGAAUAAGUUGCAACAAAUCGUUAUGAGUUUGUUGUAUAUGUUAUUAGUGUGUGUCUCUCUAUAUUUGUACUACCAUUAUGGCUAGUGCCUCUGCCGCGGUUGAAUUCCAUAUGAAUGUAAUGUACUAUUUAUGAAAAUAAAUGUUUUUGAAUGUUCAGUAUUCAA
Molecule: messenger RNA, 1901 nt
Organism: Pyrus x bretschneideri (Chinese white pear)
Lineage: Eukaryota; Viridiplantae; Streptophyta; Magnoliopsida; Rosales; Rosaceae
Product: beta-glucosidase 12-like
Exons: 13
Coding region: 54-1673 (539 amino acids)
Biological process (GO): carbohydrate metabolic process
Molecular function (GO): beta-glucosidase activity
Source: RefSeq, a predicted model, not a curated record